Molecule: messenger RNA, 5647 nt
Organism: Notolabrus celidotus (New Zealand spotty)
Lineage: Eukaryota; Metazoa; Chordata; Actinopteri; Labriformes; Labridae
Product: AP-3 complex subunit beta-2
Exons: 27
Coding region: 126-3494 (1122 amino acids)
Biological process (GO): intracellular protein transport; anterograde synaptic vesicle transport; vesicle-mediated transport
Cellular component (GO): membrane coat; AP-3 adaptor complex
Source: RefSeq, a predicted model, not a curated record
GUGGUGUGUUCAUGCGCCUUUAAGAGCCGUAUAUCCUGCUGCCCUCUGCACUAAAUCUCCAUCUCUGCUUUGCGAGGGGGAGAGAGGGGAGAAAAAACACAAUAACAGACAGAAAAACCACCGCAAUGUCAGCCAGCUCUGCUUUCAACGACGAGAAGGGGGGCUCGUCGAGCGUCGGGGAGCCUGAAUAUGGACACGACCCGGCGAGCGGAGGGAUUUUCUCCUCCGACUACAAAAGACACGACGACUUGAAGGAGAUGCUGGACAGCAACAAAGACUCGCUGAAGCUGGAGGCAAUGAAGCGGAUCGUAGCUAUGAUCGCCCGGGGUAAAAAUGCAUCAGAUCUCUUCCCUGCUGUGGUGAAGAAUGUGGCGUGCAAAAACAUUGAGGUGAAGAAGCUUGUCUACGUUUACUUAGUGCGAUAUGCUGAGGAGCAGCAGGAUCUCGCUCUGCUCUCCAUUUCAACAUUUCAACGAGGGUUGAAGGAUCCAAACCAGUUGAUCAGAGCCAGUGCUCUGCGAGUCCUCUCCAGCAUCCGAGUCACGAUCAUCGUCCCGAUUAUGAUGUUGGCCAUCAAAGAGGCCGCCUCCGACAUGUCUCCAUACGUCAGGAAGACAGCUGCUCACGCCAUUCCUAAACUCUACAGCUUGGAUCCAGAACAGAAGGACCAGCUGAUUGAAGUCAUAGAGAAACUCCUUGCAGACAAAACCACACUGGUGGCAGGAAGCGUUGUCAUGGCUUUUGAGGAGGUUUGUCCGGAGCGCAUCGACCUGAUCCACAAGAACUACAGGAAGUUGUGUAACCUGCUGAUCGACGUGGAGGAGUGGGGUCAGGUCGUCAUCAUUAACAUGCUUACUCGCUACGCCAGGACUCAGUUUCUUAACCCGAACAUGAAUGAGUCUCUGCUGGAAGAGGGCAGCGGGGACAAGACUUUCUAUGGUUCAGAUGAAGACGAGGAUGACGAUGAGGAGGACAAAGAAAAGAAGGAAGAGGCUCAAGCCUUGGCUAAGAGGAAGCCGUACGUGAUGGAUCCUGACCACCGACUGCUGCUGAGGAACACCAAGCCACUCCUGCAGAGCCGCAAUGCAGCUGUGGUGAUGGCCGUGGCUCAGCUGUAUUUCCAUCUCGCUCCAAAGGCAGAGGUUGGAGUGAUCGCCAAGGCCCUUGUGCGCCUCCUGAGGAGCCACAGUGAAGUCCAGUUUGUUGUUCUCCAGAACGUGGCAACAAUGACGAUCAAGAGACGGGGGAUGUUUGAACCGUACCUGAAGAGCUUCUACAUCCGCUCUACAGACCCGACUCAGAUCAAAGUCCUCAAGUUGGAAGUCCUCACCAAUCUGGCCAACGAGACAAACAUUUCCACCAUCCUCAGAGAGUUUCAGACGUACAUCAAAAGCAUGGAUAAAGACUUCGUGGCUGCAACAAUCCAAGCCAUCGGCCGCUGUGCUACUAACAUUGGUGAAGUGAGGGACACGUGUCUGAACGGCCUGGUGCAGCUCCUGUCCAACAGAGAUGAGCUGGUGGUAGCUGAGUCUGUGGUGGUUAUUAAGAAGCUUCUGCAGAUGCAGCCGGAGAAGCACAGCGACAUCAUCAAGCACAUGGCAAAACUAACAGACAACAUCCAGGUGCCGAUGGCUCGGGCCAGCAUCCUGUGGCUGAUAGGAGAGUACUGUGAGCACGUACCAAAGAUCGCCCCAGAUGUCCUGAGGAAGAUGGCAAAGUCGUUCACUAAUGAAGAAGACAUAGUCAAGCUUCAAAUCAUCAAUUUGGCUGCCAAGCUCUAUCUCACCAACUCCAAACAGACCAAACUAUUGACGCAGUAUGUUCUCAACUUGGCCAAGUACGACCAGAACUACGACAUCCGCGAUCGAGCUCGCUUUAUCCGCCAGCUCAUUGUUCCCACUGAGAAGAGUGGAGCUCUCAGCAAGUACGCAAAGAAACUGUUCCUCGCCCUCAAACCUGCACCAGUCCUUGAGUCUCCUUUUAAAGAUCGAGACCACUUCCAGUUGGGUUCAUUGUCCCACCUGCUGAAUGCCAAGGCUGGCGGCUACCAGGAGUUGCCUGACUGGCCUGAAGCCGCCCCUGACCCCUCCGUGCGCAACGUGGAGGUGCCUGAAUGGACCAAGUGCAGCAGCAGAGAGAAGAGGAAGGAGAAGAAGGUGGAGAAGCCGUUCUACUCGGACUCAGAGGGCGAGUCUGGGCCGACUGAGUCUGCUGACAGUGAGUCCGACUCUGCCAGCAGCUCCGUAAGUGGCAGCCGCAGCGAGGAGAGCGGGUCGGGAUCAGAGAGCGAAGAAAGCGAGAGUGGCUCUGAGUCUGAAGAAGAGGAGGAGGAGGAGGAUGAAAAGGACAAGAAAAAGAAAAAGAAGGAAUUAAAGAAGCCUGUGCAAGAAAGUGAAAGUGAGCAGAGCAGUGAAGAGGAGAGGAAACACGAGAGGAAGAUUAAACAACGUAAGAGCGUCACAGAGUCUGAAUCUGACGAUGAGGACAGUGAGUCUGAGAGCAGCCAGUCUGAGUCUGAAGACUCUGAAUCUGAGGUUGAAGUCAAAAAGAAAAAAAAGGCAGCUGAAUCCAAACCUCCCUCUAAGCCUGUCAAGAAAGUAAGCAAGAAGGAGAAGAAAGAAAUGUCUCUGCUCGACCUUGACGACUUUGAGCCCGCUCCAUCUCCUCAAGUCACACCCGUCAACAACUUCCUCUCAAACAGCCUUGUGACCGACCUGGAGGGAUUAUCUCUGUCUGAUGCUGUUCUCUCACCUGCAACCAUCGCUCCCUCCAGUGCACUGAAGAGCUACGAGCUGCUGCACCGGAUCACAGGGGAGGGUCUGUCAGUGGAGUACUGCUUCAGCCGACAGCCGUUCAGCCCCGAUGCUAACAUGGUGGCGGUGCAGAUGCAGUUCACCAACAACGCCACCUCCGAAACCAAGAACCUGCACAUAGAGGACGUGAAGCUCCAGUCUGGGAUGAGGGUCAAAGAGUUUCCUGAAAUCGAGCUGCUGCCAGCAGGCGAGACAGCCACGGCCGUGAUGGGCAUUGAUUUCAGCGACUCAACACAAGCAGCAAACUUCCAGCUGUGCACACACACCAGGAAAUUCUUCGUGUCCAUUCAGCCGCCCGUUGGGGAGCUGAUGAGGCCCGUCUUCCUCACAGAGAACGAGUUUAAAAAGGAGCAAGGUCAGCUGAUGGGUAUGAAUGAGAUCACGGAGAAGCUAACCCUGGACGCAAAGUGCCGGAACGAACACGCCAUCGUGCAGAGGGUGACGACUGCAGCCAACCUCAGCAGAGUCCCAUGUGGUUCAGACAAAGAGUGCAGUCCUCCUCUUCCUCCUCCUGAUCACCCUAUCCACAGGUUUGCGGGCAGGACGGUGAGCAGCAGCAGCUUGGUGUUGGUCACCGUUGCCACCAAAGAGGAAGGAGCCGCCCAGCUGACGGUCAACUGUGAGAAGAUGGUGAUCGGCACGAUGCUGGUGAAGGACAUCCUGCUGGCUCUGACGCAGUGACGUUUCUGCCCUACGGCCCCCCGCUCUCCUAAAAACAGGCCUCCCACGUAUCGUCUGUCACCUGUAGCAUCUCCUCCGUCCCCCUCUAACCUGAGAGGGAAGUUUCCAGAACGUUUGAGUGCAGUUUUUUGUAUAAGAGCCCUCGACUUUUAGAAAGUACUCUCACUGAAUGCCCCAGCGCUCGGUAAUAUUCUUGACAAUCAGGUAUUAUUGACUGAAAUUAGGCCUGAGCUGAAAUCUCUCUCCCUCCUUUCAAAUUAUUUUAAGGUAGCAAUCCAGUAGUGUUUAUUUUUAAUAUAUUUUUCCUCCUUAAAUUAGUUUUUGACAGCCCAGAUUAUUGAAUGAAUGAAACUAGAGAUUUGUGCAUCUAUUAAAGGGUUCAAAACCUGAAAUGUUCUUUUCACAAAGUCCACAUGUUUGUUUUUGAAUGCAUCUUGUGACCUUUCUCAGCAUAUUGAGGAACUGAAGCAGGGGAGUUAUGCAAUCUUUUAAGUGAUUGCGAUAAGAUACGAAAGGGCAACUCGAUUAGUUGGAGAAGUAUUUUAUUUUAUUCCUCACAGAGGAAAUUCAAAAGGAAGAUUUUAAAUAUUCAAAGUAUUUAGAAAAAAAUACAUCAUACAAGAGAAAUGUAAGAAUAUAGAGACAAAGGUAACCAGAUCCAAAUCAGACAAAACUGUAGAAGCCAGGAACGCUCAUGUUCGCUGUAUUUUUCCUGCUAUCUAAAGAUCAUAUUUCAUUAUUUCUUCAUUUCAAGAAAUUUAGCUUUGUUAUCUUGAGAUGAUGAUAUAAUAAAGCUGUUAUCACUAGACAACACGCCCUAUUAUCUCAAUGUAACAGCAUUAAAAAAAGGAACAUUUCAAGCAUGGCCUUUCUCAGCUUCCGUUCAACACAGAUUACGCAGGAUAUCUACAGCUGCAGAGCAGUUCAACAUGUGAAUGAAUACUUCCAAAUCAAAUCAUAAAAAAGAAAACAGUCUUGAAAUCUUGAAGUGACAGAACUGAGAAAGAAAGCUGACUUUUUCUGGAAGUAUUUUCAGAUAUGUAUUUCUUAAAACCAGCUCACAGGAGAAAAAGUAAAGAGACUUUUUACAUCCGAAGGCUUCCCCGUCUGGAGGCUAUUUAUUUAGACAUGGCCAUACUUACUCACGCCAUCUGCUGAGGAACGCCACAAGAUGCAGUUUGAAAACACAAUGUAUUUCAGCUUUUAGUUGAAAGAUUCUCAAAAUAAAAUAAGAUCUUUUUCUUCCCUUAUUACAAGAAAAAAAAAAUAACACUGUCAAAUCCCAACCACGAAUAUUUGCUGUGAACCGUUAAAAAUAAUUGCACAACACUUACUCUUUCACAAGUGGAUGCACAGGUCUGUCAACACUUUAAUUUGUUAGCUCCUAUGUUUUUUUUUAGCUAUCAGACUGUUUAAGAUGUAGAUACAAUAAGUGGUAGGUCAUAUACAGUAGGAAAAAAAAUCUCCCUUAAACACAACACCACAGUGUUUAAAAUCAGUACCUGAAUGUAGCAUGAAGGUUCAACUAUGAAAACAACUACCUACAACUCAAUAAUUCCAUUUUGGUUCAAUCAACGUCAUUAAUCAAUAACUGAAGAAUCCUCUCAGUAACAGAAAGACUCACACUCUGAGCGUUUUCUCAGCCGUUAUAGUGCACAUAUUCAUUCUAAUAAAUGGGGCAUUUAUAAAAAGUGAAGAUGUGUAAAUGUUAUUGUAUGUAUUGCAACAUGUAAUACAGUACCGCUAUAAGUAAGGUGUGGUGUGUGCGAGUGUGUCUGUGUGUGUGUGUGUGUUAGUGCGGGCAUGACGACACUGGUAAUCAACCUGGCGAACAUUAAACAUGAGUUCUGACGUGAUAUAAUAAUGAAGCACAUUACAACCAUCAGUCCUUUGGAGGAUAGUGAGAGAUCAUUCAUCUUUGGCGACUGCUGAAAGCUAAAAGGAUGAAUCAGUGAUAAACCAUUCUGCAGUGUAGUAACAGGUUCAUGCACUUUCAGACAGACUGAUAAGAGUGUAUCUUUAAAAGAUCUGAAAGAUCUACUCAAAAUAAUAUAAAGUACAGGGCCUUAAAUCACAAAUAUGUUAAAGCUGCUGUUGGUAGUCACAGAGUAAACAUCUGUUCAGAGAGAGGGACUUCAAAUCUCAACACUAUC